AUGGACCCCGACGCAAGCGUACCGGUCGACGAGCCAUCCGUCUUCAACUACAUCCUCUCCUUCCUCCUCGUCGGCGUAGCAUGGGGCUUCACAACGCCAUUCAUCCGACGCGCGGCAGCGGACUUUAACGCACGGCAGGAAGCACUCCAGAAACCACAGUCAUCGACGGUACCACAGACACAAUCAGCGCAGUCUACGGUGGAAGAGCACAAGCUACAGGAUCAAAGCCACCCCGCAACCAGCAGCUCAAAGAAUGGAGAUCAAAGCGAAGAGCAAGAGGAAGAGGAAUCGGAGUCAGGAGAGGAGGACCAGCCUCUCACGUCGAAUGCGCGAUCAAGAACAGCUGAAGGAAGUAGCACUGAUGUCCCGGCGUGGAUGAAACCAAAGUCGACAUCCUCAUGGCUCACGACCAAGAUCGUGACGGUCUUCUGGACAGUUGUCAAUCUCCUUCGCACGCCGGCGUAUUCCAUCCCGCUUGUGAUCAACCUUACGGGGAGUAUUUGGUUCUUUUUGUUAGUUGGGAAGCAUGAAUUGUCGCUAACCGUCCCAUUGGCGAAUUCGAGUGCAUUCCUCUUCACCGUCAUCGGAGAGUGGUAUGUUGAGCGCAAGGUCAUUGAUAAACAGACGUGGUUGGGGAUGGCGCUUGUCCUGGGCGGCAUUGGGAUCUGUGUGCACUCAAAGAACCAGAAUUGA
This is a messenger RNA of Aspergillus pseudoviridinutans, 693 nucleotides long. RefSeq lists its product as uncharacterized. The record is from RefSeq and is a predicted model, not a curated record. Lineage: Eukaryota; Fungi; Ascomycota; Eurotiomycetes; Eurotiales; Aspergillaceae. The transcript is spliced from 2 exons. Bases 1 to 693 code for a protein of 230 amino acids.